Aphis gossypii (cotton aphid) is the source of this 1475-nucleotide messenger RNA. Its product is annotated as hatching enzyme 1.2-like. Gene Ontology annotation, molecular function: metalloendopeptidase activity; zinc ion binding. Gene Ontology annotation, biological process: proteolysis. The record is from RefSeq and is a predicted model, not a curated record. The transcript has 7 exons. Bases 488 to 1426 code for a protein of 312 amino acids. Lineage: Eukaryota; Metazoa; Arthropoda; Insecta; Hemiptera; Aphididae.
GCGUUUAGGAGGUGUAUAUCAAUGGUUAGACCUCUUAACUGGCCGUCAGUCGUCUUCCGUCUCCCGACCGUUCCGUCUCGCGCGCGUAAAUAGACAUAAUAUAGGUACCGCUACCGCUCGCCGCACGCACGGGCCGUUGCCGCCGCCGCAACUCGCGACUCGCUUAUUACGAUUGUUAUACAUUAAUAUAGUCAUUCCGAAAUCGUAUACGGUACAGCAGUAAGUAAAUAUCAUAUAUACGACGUACCAUCAUCGUUUACCCGUAUAAUAUAAAUAAUAUAUUAUAAUAUUACCUAUAUCAGCUGCGUUUCACCGCCCGCCGCAGUGAUGCUGCACGGCCGUGCCGGACCACCCCGCGCCGCCCUGCAAAGACGACGGUAGAGCCGAAGACGACCACUCGUCCGCAUAAUAUAAAUAUAUAUAAAGGUGACUCGCCCUAACCCGUCAUCGAGUGUAGGGACGACGACGGCGACAAUCGCACAAUAUUAUGUGGCGGCUACGACUGUUGAUGGGUACGCUGUUGCAUUUGACCGGAACUGCAGUUGUCCAGUGCAGGAACAUCAAUCUGAUAUUGCCCAGCGUUCCGGACGUCUUACACCCCCCGGUGCCGUCCUCCCAAGCUGGAUACAUAAAAGGAGAAUAUGUGGAUGAUCUCCUGUCCGUGGAGGACAUCGAUCCGGAGGUCAGACCGGGUUUGUUUCAAGGCGACAUGGCCAUGAAUAACGAGAUUUUCGAUUAUUGGCGGGUUGGCCUGCGAUGGGACAUUUUCCCGGAGAAACUUUGGCUCAACCGCACCGUGCCAUAUUUGAUCAGUCCUCUUUAUGAAACCGAACACCGAAUUCUGAUAUACCAAGCCAUCAGAACGAUUAAUUUUAUGACUUGCGUCAAAUUCGUACCAUGGACCGGCAAAGAAAAGGACUAUUUAUUGAUAUGGCCGGUGAAAUAUCCUUCUGGAUGCUGGUCGUACGUGGGCCGUUACGGGGGACCGCAAGUUGUGUCACUGCAGCCACCAGACGACACUGGAGCCAAUUGCUUAGGUACCGACGGACGACCUAUUCAUGAAUUAUUACAUGCUUUAGGCGUUUUCCACGAACAAUCCAGAUCGGACCGCGAUAAAUUUGUUAAGAUAAAUUUUGAAAACGUUAUACCACAAUAUCGUUCUAAUUUUGAUAAACAAAGUUUGAAAAACACCACGUAUCAGUUUGAAUACGAUUACGACAGUGUCAUGCACUAUGGAAAAAACUUUUUCAGUGUUGGGAAGGGAAAGCAAACUAUUGUCCCGAAAAUUGAAGGUAAAACAAUCGGUCAAAGAAAAAUGAUGAGCAAAACAGACUGCUUGAAAAUAAACGAUUUGUAUGGAUGUCUAGGCACUCCGCCAAAUUACAAUUAUAAGUACUAUACAUUAUGUAAUUAUAUGGGUCUUUAAUUAGCAAUUGUAUUUAAAAAGUAAACAAAUAAACAACAAAAAAAUCAGA